AUGCAGCUUCGCAAGUGGUUAUCAGCCGUGUUGGCAGCCUCCCUCGUCGGCAAGGGAAGGGUGUCCGCUCUGGAUCUUGAUAUCGAAGAUGAAGCCUCCAUUAAAAAUGCCGCUAGCACAGUGGCACGCAAGAUGAUGAGCGAAUACCACGGCAACGAACCGGGCCAAGUCCCAGGACUGAUCCCCGACUCGUGGUGGGAAGGCGGCGUUAUGUUCAUGACUCUCAUCCAAUACUGGUACUGGACGGGAGAUACAACAUACAACGACAUCACGAGGGAGGGCAUGCUCCACCAGCAGGGCCAAAACGACUUCUUCCCUAACAACUACAGCCAUUUUCUCGGCAACGACGACCAGAUGUUCUGGGGUCUUGCCGCCAUGACUGCUGCGGAGCUGAACUUUCCUGAAGAAGAGGGUCAACCGUCGUGGGUUUCUCUCGCACAAGGGGUUUUCAACACCCAGAUUCCGAGGUGGGAUGAGACGGCUUGUGGGGGUGGGAUGCGCUGGCAGAUUUGGCCGUUCGAGGGCGGGUAUACUAUGAAGAAUGCCAUUUCGAAUGGUGGCUUGUUCCAGCUUGCUGCGCGGUUGGGUAGGUAUACCGACAAUGAAACUUAUGCCUCAUGGGCGGAGAAGCUCUGGGACUGGAGCAUCACCACGCCGCUGCUUAAGUCGGAUGAUUGGACGAUUGCUGAUUCGACAACUAUGGAGCAUGACUGUAAGGACCAUGGUGACCAGCAGUGGACGUAUAAUUAUGGCGCCUAUAUUGGAGGCGCUGCAUACAUGUACAAUGUGACCAACGGCGGCCAGAAAUGGAAAGCCGGAAUCGACGGUUUGCUCGCAACGACGUGGAAGACAUUUUUUGCCAAAGAGGCCAUGUCCGAGAUUUGGUGCGAGCAGACCAUGACCUGUGAUCGCAACGAAGAUAUGUUCAAGGGCUUCCUCUCAUCCUGGCUGACGUCUACGGCCAUCAUUGCCCCCUAUACCGCUAGCGAAAUUGUCCCCCGAAUCCAACGGUCUGCACUAGGAGCGGCGCAACAGUGCCUUAAUGGCCAAAGCUGCGGACGCCGGUGGCAUCAAGAAGAGUGGGAUGGCAGCGCAACGAUGCAGUCCGACAUGAGCGCCCUAAGCGUCUUUUCGUCGGCCAUGGCAGUCUUCAAAACGGACGCGAAGCCAUUGACCCUUGCCACUGGGGCUACCAGCAAGAGCAACCCCGAAGCUGGUAGGAAAGAGGACGCGCUACCGUUCAAGCCGCGUCCUGUCACGACUGGUGACCGUGUUGGUGCUGUAAUUGCGACUGUUCUGUUCGUUGCCUUGUGGAUGGCGGGACUUAUCUGGUUGAUUGACCCGAAUGAGUGCAUCCGAAGUUGUUUUGCCGCGGAGUCUGGUGCUAAUGUAUAG
Aspergillus mulundensis is the source of this 1395-nucleotide messenger RNA. Its product is annotated as glycoside hydrolase family 76 protein. Bases 1 to 1395 code for a protein of 464 amino acids. Gene Ontology annotation, biological process: fungal-type cell wall biogenesis; carbohydrate catabolic process. Gene Ontology annotation, molecular function: mannan endo-1,6-alpha-mannosidase activity. The record is from RefSeq and is a predicted model, not a curated record. The transcript has 3 exons. NCBI's taxonomy places the organism in Eukaryota, Fungi, Ascomycota, Eurotiomycetes, Eurotiales, Aspergillaceae.